AUGGAAACUCUCAUCUCGAUACCCAUCAGCCUGGGCAGCGAGCGCAGCCUGCACAUCCAGCAGAAGCAAAAGAGCAGCAGCUUCCUCGGCACCCUGCAAUCCCUCGUCAGCGGUGCGCCCUCUGGCGCCAUCCACGUCCAGAAUGUGCCCGCCGGCGCUGGCGCUGUGGUCGAAGUCUGCGGACAGCCAACAGCCUCCCACGACGUGCGGAAUAACUCCGUCGACAAGACACAGACCAUCGUGGUCAACACGGUUAGCGCAGAACCUCUGCAAAUCUACCUGCGCUGGCCAAAAGGCGCCGAAGAGGUCGGCCUCGACCAGUUGAAGCUGCAGUCGAGCGAUUACCACAUCAAGUGGGACAUCGAGACGCCCAACGUCCCGGCCGGCGCCAAACAUCUUUCGCCCGCAGACGUCGACUUUCGACCCGCACGGGAGCUCCUUGUUGCCAGUACAAGCGGAGGCAUCAGCGGUCUGAUCCCCAUGAUGGACCUCCUCAACGUCUCCACGAGCUCUGGUACGGCAGACAUCACUCUCCUCCCUCUCUACUACAACAAGAGCGCCGCGCACGAGACCAAGCUGUCCAUCAAGUCCAACUCUGGCUCUCUCAGCAUCAAUUCCAAACUCGACGCCGCCGCCGCCGCCGCCGCCGGCGUGCACUCGCCCGGCCGCGACUGCCACGUCUCGAUCCAGUCGAGCUCGGGCACCAUCCGCAGCGUCCUCGGCAUGACCAAGCUCACGUCUAUCAAGUCAAGCAGCGGGUCGCAGCACCUUACGGCGCUCCUGCGAGACCUCAGCCUCGACCGGCGGUCUGACUUGGCCACCACCACCACCAGCGGCUCGCAAAACAUCACCAUCGUCGCCGCGCCGGACGAGGACAAGACGGCCGGCGCGGCAGAAAAGGCGGGCAAGGCGGGCGAGGUGGGCUACAUGUGCAGGCACAAAUCCAGCAGCGGCAGCGUCUGGAUCGCCUACCCGGGCGUGUGGGAGGGCACGGUGGAGGCGCACAGCAACUCGGCCAGCAUCGCCGUCACGGGAGAGGGUGUCGAGACGGAUAGGGUCCGCAACACAAGGACGGCCGUCAAGGGCACGCCGGUGCACCACACGGACGUCGACACGAGUUGGGGGGCCGUAUCAGUCAGGUUUGGCGAAGCGUAG
Messenger RNA from Cordyceps fumosorosea ARSEF 2679, 1155 nucleotides. RefSeq lists its product as hypothetical. The record is from RefSeq and is a predicted model, not a curated record. Lineage: Eukaryota; Fungi; Ascomycota; Sordariomycetes; Hypocreales; Cordycipitaceae. The transcript has a single exon. The coding region runs from base 1 to 1155 and encodes 384 amino acids.